UGAUGCUGAGGCUGGGGGGACCCGCACAAUGAUGGAGCGGCGACGUCGUUGAGAAGGAUGCAUUAAAUGCCCUGUCAUUUGGCAAGGGGCAGAUUUGACAGUUUUUAACACGCCCCUCUUACAGACGGUGAGUACAACAGAACCCUGAGAGAUGUACGGCAGCGCUCGUGCCGUCAGCCACAUCGAGGGCAGCCCUGCACGCUCGCCACGGCUGCCCCGCUCCCCACGGCUGGGCCACCGACGGGUCAACAGCGGAACUUCGAACUGUAAGACCUUAUCCAUGGAGAACAUCCAAUCUCUUAAUGCUGCCUACGCUACAUCCGGCCCUAUGUACUUGAGCGAUCAUGAAGGCGUCGGAUCCACGGCUACGUACCCUAAAGGCACCAUGACGCUCGGUAGGGCCACGAACAGAAUGAUUUAUGGUGGCCGGGUCACCGCCAUGGGCAGCACCCCCAACAUCGCUACAGUGGGGCUUCCACAUGCCGACCUGUUGUCGUAUGGAGAUUUGGGCUCGAUCUCUAUGCUCCACCACCAGGGGACGCCGUCUGCCCUGCUGCGUCAGGCAGUGAGGGGCGGUGGGGGUGAACUUUUGGAGCUCCAGGCACAAAUGCGGGACAUGCAUAGAGAAAACGAACUCCUUCGCAGAGAACUCGACCUGAAGGACAGCAAGCUGGACUCCUCAACCAACAGCAUCAAGAGCUUCUGGAGCCCAGAGCUGAAGAAAGAACGGGUGAUGAGAAAAGAGGAGGCAGCACGCACCUCCAUCUUGAAGGAGCAGAUGCGGGUGACCCAUGAAGAGAAUCAGCACCUGUUGGACGCCAGGAGGACAAAGCACCUCCAGCUGACCAUCCAGGCCCUGCAGGACGAAGUGAGAACCCAACGCGACCUCAAUCACCUCCUCCAACAAGAGGGCGGCUCGCGGGGCGGAGGCGGCGACCACUUCACCACGAUCGAGCUGACGGAGGAGAACUUCCGCAGGCUCCAAGCCGAACACGACCGGCAGGCCAAGGAGCUCUUUCUGUUAAGAAAGACGCUGGAGGAGAUGGAGCUGAGGAUCGAGACGCAGAAGCAGACGUUGGGAGCCAGAGAUGAGUCCAUCAAGAAGCUAUUGGAGAUGUUGCAGAGUAAAGGGCUGCCCCCGGGGUCUGGGAGGGCUUCGGAUGAGGAGGAACAGGAGAGAGCCAGGCGAAUCGCAGACGCCGAAGCUCAGCUGGGCCACCUGGAGGUGAUAUUAGACCAGAAGGAGAAGGAAAAUCUCCAUCUGCGAGAGGAGCUUCACAGAAGGAACCAGCAUCAUCCAGACCCUGGCAAAACUAAAGCCCUUCAGACUAUCAUAGAGAUGAAGGAUACCAAAAUCUCAUCCCUGGAGCGCAACAUUCGCGACCUGGAGGAUGAGAUACAGAUGUUGAAGGCGAAUGGAUUGCUGAACAACGAGGAUCGAGAGGAGGAGAUCAAACAGAUGGAGGUCUACAAGAACCACUCCAAGUUCAUGAAGUCCAAGAUUGACCAGCUGAAGCAGGAACUUUCCAAAAAAGAGUCUGAGCUUUUGGCUCUGCAAACAAAGCUGGAAACUCUGAAUAACCAAAAUUCUGACUGCAAACAGCAUAUCGAAGUGCUUAAAGAAUCUCUCACUGCCAAAGAGCAACGUGCUGCCAUCUUACAAACGGAGGUGGAUGCUCUAAGACUGCGACUGGAGGAGAAGGAAUCGUUCCUUAAUAAGAAAACGAAGCAACUGCAAGACCUUACGGAAGAGAAGGGAACGCUGGCCGGGGAGAUCAGGGAUAUGAAAGACAUGCUGGAGGUCAAAGAACGCAAGAUCAACGUCCUACAGAAGAAGAUUGAGAAUCUUCAAGAACAGCUGAGAGAUAAAGAUAAACAGCUGGGUAACCUGAAAGACAGAGUGAAGUCACUUCAGACCGACUCCAGCAACACAGAUACUGCCCUCGUCACGCUGGAGGAAGCGCUGUCUGAGAAGGAGCGAAUAAUCGAGCGUCUAAAGGAACAGAGAGAGAGAGAGGAUCGCGAGAGGAUGGAUGAGGUGGACUCGUACAAAAAAGAGAACAAAGACCUUAAGGAGAAGGUGAACACUUUGCAGGUGGAGCUAUCGGAGAAAGAGUCAAAUCUCAUAGAUUUAAAAGAGCACGCCUCCUCGCUGGCCUCAUCCGGUCUCAAAAAAGACUCCAAACUCAAGUCUCUGGAGAUCGCCAUCGAGCAGAAGAAAGAGGAAUGCAGUAAACUGGAGACGCAGUUACAAAAGCAAGCAGAGCAGCUGUUCAGUCAGAUGAACAACCCUAAGGCCCACGAGGUGGAGCUACAGCAGAUCACACGGGGAAACCCAGAAUACGUGGACCGGGUGAAACUGCUGGAGAAGGAGGUGUCCUUUUACAAAGAUGAGUCCGGCAAAGCCCAGACGGAGGUCGAGAGGUUACUAGAGAUCCUGAGAGAGGUGGAGACAGAGAAAAACGAUAAAGAUAAGAAGAUCGCAGAACUGGAAAGUCUUGCUCCCAGGCAAAAUAAGGAUCAAAAUAAAAAGGGUCCAGUUAUCAAGCUUGGCCCUCAGAUGGAAAAGAAAGUCACUGGAAACAUCUUGCAAGAUCAACGCAAAGAUAAUCCUAUGGACAAUUCAAAGAUGGAGGAGUUGAUGAAUGUUCUGGAGAAAACAAGACAAGAGCUGGACGCCACCAAACAGCGUCUGUCCUCCACGCAGCACUCUCUGUCUGAGAGAGACGGACAUCUGACGAACCUCAGACACGAGCGCAGAAAACAACUCGAGGAGAUAUUAGAGAUGAAGCAGCAGGCUCUGCUCGCUGCUAUUAGUGAAAAGGAUGCUAACAUUGCUCUUCUGGAGCUGUCGUCCUCCAAUAAGAAGAAGACACAAGAGGAAGUUCUGGCCCUGAAAAGAGAGAAGGACAGAUUGAUGCAUCAGUUAAAACAACAGACCCAGAGCAGAAUGAAACUGAUCGCAGACAACUACGAGGACGAUCACUACCACCCUCAUGCUCCCCCUCCGCACAUGCAACCUCAACCUCUGCAUCCUCAACCUCAGCCCCAGCCUCCUUACCCACAAGCUCCACAUCAGCCUCCUUACCCACACCAACCCCAUCCUCAACACCCACAGCCUCCACCUCACCACCCACAACACCCGCAGCAACCCCCCCAGCCGCAAUAUCCCCACCCUCAACACCUCCAGCACCCUCAGCCUCCUGGACCAAACCCUCCCAGAGCCCAACAGCCACACCCUCAACACCCUCAUCCUGGGAUGCCUCCACAGCAGCAUCCACACGCCCAGCACCCGCACGGGCCUCCGCCUCAGCAAGGCCCCCACCCGCAGCCCCUCCAACACCCACAGCAGCACCCCCAUCACCCCCAACACCCCGGACCACAGGGCCCUCAUCCAAGACACCCCAUACCCCCACACCAUCGAGGUCCAGGCCGCGGACCGCCUCAUCCCGGACACCGGCCCACCCCGGAUCAGGAUGAUGAAGAAGGGAUUUGGGCAUAACCAUCUCCAAACCAAAGCUAUGAUGUUUUCUGGGGAGAAAUACAGCCAUGCCAUGAAGAUGAAAUUUUACGUUGUCCACUCGGCCAGUCUUUACCUACAAUCAGAUAGGAUCCAAUUUAUUUUAACGCUUUAGGAAAAGAGGCGGAGCAUUUGUGUGAGUGGGAGGGCCAAAGCUGGAGAAGACCGCCUGAGCAGAUGGUUUGAAAAGUAAAAUGGAGAGGAACUCUGGACUGUGGAACAGAAACACUUUCUCUUGCAGAACUUUUCCAGAAGACGUUUGCCUUGAACACUCUCCACGUUCCGGAGACCACCUGCUAUGAGGGCAUUCGUCUAG
Triplophysa dalaica is the source of this 3836-nucleotide messenger RNA. It is a transcript of the gene erc2, whose product is annotated as ELKS/RAB6-interacting/CAST family member 2. Gene Ontology annotation, molecular function: structural constituent of presynaptic active zone. NCBI's taxonomy places the organism in Eukaryota, Metazoa, Chordata, Actinopteri, Cypriniformes, Nemacheilidae. Bases 152 to 3502 code for a protein of 1116 amino acids. Gene Ontology annotation, biological process: neuromuscular synaptic transmission; maintenance of presynaptic active zone structure; regulation of synaptic plasticity. The record is from RefSeq and is a predicted model, not a curated record. Gene Ontology annotation, cellular component: cytoskeleton of presynaptic active zone. The transcript has 21 exons.